CGUUGCCAAAUGCUAUUGAUUAAUUCGCCUCAAAUUUUUCAUGUUGAUACAAAGAUGGCGGCAACGGCGGCGACAUUAAUAUUUGAUUUUCUCAUGUCUUUCACGUGGUUUCCUUUCUUGCGCAGUUUAGCGAUGUGUUGAUAUUGUUCUUCAAUUCAAAGCCCAGCCAAUACCCAUUUUGUCGGUAUCGGUUAAUUGGAAAUUUCUCAAUCAGGAACGCAGGUAUGAACGCCAUGUUCUUCUAUCAUAUUGUUCAUGUGGGGUCUUCCUCUCGGAUAAGUUACAGCCCAGUGGUUUCAUUGUUCCUUACGAUUGUUCGCUAGGAAUGUCUUGGGUACCUAGGUACCUGAAGUCACUAAUCUUCCAAUGUUUUAAGAAUCGUUAUAGAACUUUCCAAUCCUUCCUUUUUUCUUCUUCUUACCUUAUCUUGUUUUAAACAGGCUUCCUCACAAUGCUUUUCAAUCUUAUUCCUAUCAUACUUGGCUUCAGCCUUUUCGCUCUGCCUGGGGUUUUUGCACAUCCGGCAACAGUUGUGAUUGGAGAGGAGGCAGAACCACACUUGAGAGGGAGACGAUCGUUUUAUAGGAGGGAUGGUGUUGAGCAUACGGUUUUUGAACAUGAUGCUACUAAAUCCAAGAUUGACUUUGUUACCAAUUCCGGGGUUUGCGAGACUACGAAAGGAGUUAAUCAGUACUCGGGAUAUGUUACGGUUGGAAGCGAGUUGCCUUUGGGUUUCUAGAGGAUUUGUUUACUAGUUCGUUCGCAGAUAAUCAGAGUAUGUGGUUCUGGUUUUUCGAGGCCAGAAAUAAACCCAAGAAGGCACCAUUGACUUUAUGGAUAAAUGGUGGUCCUGGUUCCAGCAGUAUGUUUGGGCUGUUCAGAGUAAGAACAUCAUUCGCCGUUAUCUAAAGGUCACUUCAGCUAAUAUCCUGUCACAAGGAAAAUGGACCCUGUCUAUUCGUUGGGGACUCUCCCGUACCAACACGCAAUCCAUACAGCUGGAACGAAUACUCCAACAUGCUCUAUGUUGACCAACCAAUUAGCGUUGGGUUCUCAUAUGGAACCAAUGAUGUCUCAUCUUCCGUGAAGCAGCCCCAGCAGUAUGGACAUUGCUUCAAGCUUUCUUCGCCAACUUCCCUCGUUACGAGGGAAGAGACUUUGGCCUAUUUACUGAGAGUUAUGGUGGGCACUAUGGUCCUGGUAAUUUUCCCUUUCGAUGCCUAGAUGUGUAGGGGACUUCCAGCUGACUAGCAGAGCAGCAUUCUCAGACUACUUCAACUCACAAAACGAAGCUAUCAAGAAGAAGAAGGUAAAAGGAGAAAAGAUAAAACUCAUCGCCCUAGGCAUAAACAAUGGCUUUAUGACGGUAUCUCCGCGUUUAUCAACUCUCCUUCUUUCUUUGUGAACAACUCCUAUCGCCCACUAAUGAGCGAAUCGCUCGCUCAAAGCGAGAUCCAAGCAAUGAAGACACGAUGUGCACCUGAAGUCAAGAAAUGUGAUACUCUCGUGGGAAAGGAAGCCAUAUGUAAUAAUGCUCAGGCAGUCUGCGAGGGCAUAGAUGGAAACGAGUUCUACCCAAUUUAUUCGAAGUCCAACUUUGCGCUCUACGACAUUCGCAUACCAGCGCCUGGGGCAUUCAGAAGCGAGACGGCCUAUAUCGAUUACUUGAAUGACCCGGCGAUAAAGAGAAAGAUUGGCGCAAAGAGCAACUUCGUCCAAGACUCGGAUGAGACAUAUGGGCUUUUCUAUGCGAAUGGCGAUGGUAAAUUUCUUCCCUCUUCCACAGGUUACAUUGAUUUCUCAUUAUACUAACCCACAGCGGCACGCUCUUUCAUUCCCACCCUCUCUUCCCUCGUCUCCUCCGGUCUCCCCGUCUUAAUCUGGAACGGUGAUGCGGAUGCACUCUGCGACUGGUUCACCAACUACGCUGUGACGACUCAAAUUUCAUAUCCUGAUGCUGCGAAGUAUAAAAAGACCAAGGUGGCGCCAUACAAGACGAACGGAGUCGUGAAGGGCGAGUUCAAAAGCGUGGGGAAGUUGAGUUGGUUGAGGGUCUUUGAGGCAGGCCAUCCAAUACCUUAUGACCAGCCGGAAUUGGCCUUACAAGCCUUUAGUCAGUUCAUGGAGAAAGGGAAGCUUUGGUCUACUUGAUUAUUUUGUGAUGGAGAUGGAAACCAUAGGUGUCGGAGUCGAGAACUGGGUGUCUUUGUUGGGAGAGUGGGAAUUGAAUACACAAUCCUAGACUAAAGCUGGUCAUGACCCAUUACUUAAUUAGUGAUCAUCUGGGUGUGGUACUCUGUCUUUCGCUGUCUCAUUUGACAGGGGGGUUCUUUGGGAAAAUGUAGAUCUUGACUGAUGUUCAUGUUCAAGCUUUUAGAAUAAAU
Molecule: messenger RNA, 2384 nt
Organism: Hymenoscyphus albidus
Lineage: Eukaryota; Fungi; Ascomycota; Leotiomycetes; Helotiales; Helotiaceae
Source: the annotation of a GenBank genome assembly